This is a messenger RNA of Aplosporella prunicola CBS 121167, 879 nucleotides long. RefSeq names its product carbohydrate esterase family 1 protein. Gene Ontology annotation, molecular function: feruloyl esterase activity. The record is from RefSeq and is a predicted model, not a curated record. The transcript has a single exon. Lineage: Eukaryota; Fungi; Ascomycota; Dothideomycetes; Botryosphaeriales; Aplosporellaceae. The coding region runs from base 1 to 879 and encodes 292 amino acids.
AUGACACGCUGGUCGAGCACGACGACCGCCGCGCUCGCGGCCCUUACUUUUUCCUCUUUGCCCACCGCGUUGGCGGCGACGAAGUCUCCAGGAUGCGGAAAGGAAGCGACAAUGACGUCGCCGAACGCCUACAACCUUACCAUUAACGAGAAAACGCGCUACUACUACCUCAAUGUGCCCGAAAACUACGACAACUCCCACGCCUACAAGCUCAUCUUCACCUUCCAUGCCCUGGGCGGAACUGCCUUCCAAGUGCGCGGCGGCAUCGGCGAGUACCUACCCUGGUACGGCCUGCCAGAGCAAGAUACCAAUAACAGCGCCAUCUACAUCGCUCCAGACGGCCUCAACACGAACGGGAUGACGGGCUGGCCGAACGAAGGGGGCGAGGACCUCGCGCUGGUAGACAAGAUCAUCAAGACCGUCGAGGCAGACCUGUGCAUCGACCAAGAGCACCGCUACAGCACGGGCUUCAGCUACGGCGGCGCCAUGUCAGGCGCCAUCGCUUGCGAUCGCGCCGACGACUUCAAGGCCGUCGCGGUGCUGAGCGGUGCCGAGUUGAGUGGGUGCGAGAACGGCACAACGCCGAUUCCGUACUAUGGCCAGCAUGGCGUGAAUGACACGGUGCUUCCGCCUGAGCUUGGCAGGGAACUGCGCGAUAAGUUUGUUAAGAACAAUGGCUGCGAUGCUGCGGAGCCUGAGGAGCCCGAUAUUGGCAGCGGGAUUCACAUCAGGACUGAGUACAAGAACUGCGAUUACCCUGUCACUUGGGUUGCUUUUGAUGGUCCGCACUCCGCGAAGUAUACGGAUGUUGGUGUUGAGAAGAGUUUUUCGCCGGAGGAGACGUGGAGGUUCUUUGAAAAGUUCCCUCAGGAGGCUUAA